AUGACAUCAAGUGGCUUUUUGAAUGUGCGCAAGCCGGCGGGCGUGACGUCGCACCAGUGCGUGGGCGCCAUACGUCGAGCACUCGGUACGAAGCAGGUGGGACACGGAGGGACGCUAGAUCCAAUGGCUACGGGCGUUCUCGCGGUCGCCGUGGGACGCGCCACGCGCUUCCUGCAGUUCCUGACGACGGAAAAGGAGUACCGAGGCGUGAUCCGACUGGGCGUCACGACCGACUCGGACGACAUUACGGGCGAUGUGUUGACGCAACGUCCGGUUCCGUGGGUCACGGAGGAGAGCGUGCGCUCGGCUUUGCAGAGGUUCAUUGGCUCUGUUGACCAAGUCCCUCCACGAGUGAGUGCGAUCAAGAAAGAUGGCGUGAGGAUGUACAAAUUGGCGAGGGCGAACAAGGUCUUUAGUAUCACGCCGAGGCGAGUGCAUAUUGAGCGCAUUGAUGUUGAGACGUUUGCGCAGGGAGACUUUCCAGAGGUUGGAAUUCGCGUGGAAUGUGGGGGAGGCACGUACAUUCGAUCAAUCGCACGUGAGUGCGGCGAGGCGUUGAUUGUUCCGCCCGAGCACACGGACGUGCCCUACGACUUGCGCAAUCCUGCUGGUGCGUUGUGUGCUGGAGGCACGCUAACUGAGUUGGAGAGGACUCGAAGUGGGGCCUUCACCAUCGUCGAUAGCCUCAGUUUGGAUGAGAUUAGAGCAAAAGUAGAGGAAGGAGAGACUCUGCUUCAACCGAUUGAAAGCAUGUUGCAGCAUCUUCCAUUUGCGAGAUUGCCUCAGCAUACAGUCCAGCGCUGGCUACAUGGCGGCGUUGUGGCUGUCCCGGCAGACGACAUUGACUUUGUAGACGACAAGCACUAUGGCCUCAUCAGUGGCAAGUCCAUUCGCAUUUACAGCCGCUCCUCGCCAAGACUGCUUGGCGUUGCACAAGUGGACCCGCAGACUCAGCGGAACGAGUUUGUACUUACAAAGCGUUUAUUCAUCUAA
This is a messenger RNA of Hyaloperonospora brassicae, 993 nucleotides long. NCBI's taxonomy places the organism in Eukaryota, Oomycota, Peronosporomycetes, Peronosporales, Peronosporaceae. The record is from the annotation of a GenBank genome assembly.